AUGCCGCAGUGCCUGGUCUAUCAGCCAACUCUCUCUCUCUCUCCACCUUUGGAACAAUAUCUCAACCGUCAGGGUUUGGACUGUCUCAAUCAGCAACGAUUCCAGAGAUCCGAAGUUGAAAAAACUGAUAGCGAGUCCCAACUAGAAGAGGAUGAGCAAUUUGCCAGAGCUCUACAAGAAAGCUUGAAUUUUGAGACUCCACCACCCGACAUGAAAAUGGAAGCAGAAGCGGAAAUGGACUCAUUCUUCAGCCUAUACCUUUCCCCUAUUCAACACGAUUCAGGGACAAAUAAUGCUGAAAGCAGCUCCCCUGAGGAAGAAGGGGAAGAUGAAGAUGCUGAGAAAGGAGAAGAUGAGAAAAAAUCCAAGACCAAGAAAAUGAAGGAAACAACAUAUGAGUGGGAGCCUUGGAACGAUGUGAAAACUAUAUGCGUGCGGAAUCCAAUGGAAGUUAUUGCCAAUGAUUCAGAUGCUCACCUUUGA
Messenger RNA from Ilex paraguariensis (yerba mate), 483 nucleotides. The record is from the annotation of a GenBank genome assembly. Lineage: Eukaryota; Viridiplantae; Streptophyta; Magnoliopsida; Aquifoliales; Aquifoliaceae.